Molecule: messenger RNA, 798 nt
Organism: Corylus avellana
Lineage: Eukaryota; Viridiplantae; Streptophyta; Magnoliopsida; Fagales; Betulaceae
Product: BTB/POZ domain-containing protein
Molecular function (GO): protein binding
Source: RefSeq, a predicted model, not a curated record
AUGGACUGCGUUGUCUGUACAUCAAUGCCAGUUAUACUAAGGCCUCCCAGGAAUACAAUAUGUGGGGCUUGCUAUGAGGGAGCUAGGGCCAUAAUCAGCCUCAUAAACAAGCUUGAAACUGAGAAAGGAACUCACCAUAGUCCUCCAAAUUCCUGUAAGACACUCGUAGAUGUUUCACGUUGGGUGUCGGAUAGGAAGGACAAAGAAGAUGCACUAAAAGAGGAAGUAAGCUUUCUACGGGCUGGUUUCUUCACUGCACUUAAAGAUCAAAUCCACACCGACAUACAGCUCAAGCCAGGCAAUAAUGGGCUUUCCGUGCCGGCCCAUAGAGCCUUACUGGCAACCAGAUCACAAAUCUUUAAAAACAUGCUAGACUCAGAUGAAUGUAAAGCACCACCAAUGGACACGAUAACACUGUCGGAGUUGAACUUCGAAGAGCUCGAGUGUCUUCUGGAGUUCCUCUAUACGGGGAGUUUGGCUAAAGAAAAAAUGGAGAAGCAUGUGUACUCAUUGUCGGUUGCCGCCGACAAGUACGAAAUCUCAUAUUUGCAGAAAUUUUGUGAGCGUCAUAUGCUUGGGUCAUUGAAUUCAUCGAACGCUCUUGAUGUUUUAGAGAUCUCAGAUAUUUGUUCCUACAUAUCGUUGAAGGAGACAGCUUUGAACUUUGUUGUCAAAAACAUGCAGGAUAUAGCAUUCUCAGUGAGAUAUGAUGAAUUUGCACUCAAGAACCCACAUCUCUGUGUGCAGAUGACAAGGGCAUCGUUGAUGGAAGCCAAAAAGAAAAUGAUUUCAUUGUAA